Messenger RNA from Pelobates fuscus (common spadefoot toad), 1408 nucleotides. RefSeq names its product zona pellucida sperm-binding protein 3-like. The record is from RefSeq and is a predicted model, not a curated record. NCBI's taxonomy places the organism in Eukaryota, Metazoa, Chordata, Amphibia, Anura, Pelobatidae. Bases 224 to 1408 code for a protein of 394 amino acids. The transcript is spliced from 8 exons.
GGGACAGUGGGUUAGACUGAGUUGCCUUCUCUUGGUGUUGCUAGUCUCUGGCCAAGAGCUUGUUUUCUCCAGGAAGCAUGUCCUAUCCAGGAAUCGGAGACAGUAUGACUCCUGGUGGGGGAAUACCCAGUCUGGUUGGGGGUCCUCCAGGCUGGAUGUUGGGGUGGUGGGUCAGUCCAGGCAGCUGCAGAUUCCUGUCCAGCAUCCUAUUAGCGUGCAGUGCAUGGAGGAUGCAAUGGUGGUAUCUGUACAGAGGGAUCUCUAUGGAAAUGGGCGACUGGUGAAAGCCUCAGAUCUGAGUCUGGGUCCCAGGCAGUGUAUGCCAAGCUCCCAGAGUACAGCAACUACAGUGAUCUUCAAGCAAGGGCUGCAGGACUGUGGAAACACCUUACAGAUGACCUCAGGCUAUCUUAUCUACAGCACAUACCUGACCUACAGCCCGACUCCUUCUCGGAACAGCCCCAUCAUCCGAUCCAACUCUGCUGUGAUUCCUAUCCAGUGCUACUAUGUCAGACAUGGCAAUGUGAGCAGCAAUGCCAUUAAACCAACAUGGAUUCCCUUUGCUUCCACCAUAUCUGCAGAAGAGCGUCUCUCCUUCUCGUUGAAGCUAAUGAAUGAUGACUGGAGUGCCCUACGGACCUCUACAGUGUUCACUUUAGGUGACAUCUUCCACAUAGAGGCUUCUGUUGACACUACAAAUCAUGUGCCUAUGAAGAUCUUCGUUGACAGCUGUGUGGCGACAUUAUCCCCUGAUGCCACCUCCAGCCCUCAUUAUGAGAUCAUUGCUCAGAAUGGGUGUUUGUUGGAUGGCAAACAGGAGGAUUCAUCCUCUGCCUUUAGGUCCCCAAGGCCCACACCAGACCGACUCCAGUUCACAGUUGAUGCCUUCAGAUUUGUUGGAUCUGAUAACUCUAUGAUCUACAUCACCUGUAACCUGAGAGCUGUUGCAGAAAACCAGGUACCUGACCCCAUGAACAAGGCAUGUUCCUUCAGCAAAUCCAACAAUCUCUGGACAGCUCUUGCAGGCACCAGUAACAUCUGCGGUUGUUGUGACUCUGGAAACUGUGCCACUGGUCAGAGCAGAGGACUUUAUUCACGGUAUCCUGGUCAGAGGGGAUUUAAGAGAGAAGCUGCAUCUGGCAUUCUGGAGCAAGAAAAUGGAUCAGCCACACUUGGACCCUUGUUGGUGGUUGCAGCAGAUCAGGGUCAGAAUCUUGAUGUGGCAGAUGGUGAGCAGGCUCUUGACAUGGCAGAUAUGGAACAGGCUCUUCCAGUAACUCAGGCAUCUGGACCGAUAGAGCUGUGGAUGUUCGUGGUCAUUGUCUCUCUGAGUAUAUUUCUCACUGUUCCUGGUGUACUUUUUGGUGUGUCUGUUAUUAAAAAGAGAUAUUCAUCCCAAAGAGGUUAA